Messenger RNA from Electrophorus electricus (electric eel), 1838 nucleotides. RefSeq names its product ER membrane protein complex subunit 9 (gene emc9). The record is from RefSeq and is a predicted model, not a curated record. NCBI's taxonomy places the organism in Eukaryota, Metazoa, Chordata, Actinopteri, Gymnotiformes, Gymnotidae. Gene Ontology annotation, cellular component: EMC complex.
CAGUAUUGUAGUAUACUACUAACACAGAAGAAGACUGUUACUAAUAAAGUAAUCCGCUAGAAGCAACGUUUUUGUCCAUGUUUCGGUGGAGAUUGUUGUUUUAGUUCAUGUUUCAUUUGUGCUUUUAGUUAUAUCUUAUUUUAUUCUGCAAACUUCAUAGACAGAGAUGAGUGAGGUGGAAUUGUCCUGCCUAGCUUAUGUGAAGAUGUACCUGCAUGCCAGCCUGUUUCCGCGCUCCAGUGUGAAUGGGCUACUGUUAUCUUCAAGUCUGGAAGAAGGAUCUGUGUGUGUUACUGACUGUGUGCCUCUGCUGCAUUCCCAUCUCCCGUUGGCUAUGAUCAGUCAGCUAGCUCUUACACAGGUGGAUGUAUGGUGUUCACAAACACAGCAAAGGAUUGUGGGAUACUAUCAAGCCAAUGCCUGUUUAUCAAAUAGCAGCCCUACUCCAGUUGCUUUCAAAAUGGCAGAGAAGAUUGUGGAGCACUACAGUAAUGCAGUUUUACUAAUGAUUGAAGGAAGAAAGAUGUCAUCAGGAUACCGGGUUCCUCCAAUAGUUGUGUAUGAGCAUAAAGACUCCCGUUGGACCCUAAAAGACAAGCACAAAAUAAUGCUUCGGCAGUGGGAAGAGACUCGUUCAAUUGCCGAUCAGUUAUUGAAGUCAAAUGAUCACACAAUACUGGUGGAUUUUGACAGCCAUUUGGAUGAUAUAACAAAGGACUGGACCAAUCAGAAGCUCAAUGCCAAGAUAAUGGAGCUUGCCUCACCAGCUAAUGGAAACAUGUAAAUUGGUGUGGCAAUAUCAAACUCUAUGUAACCUUUAAAAAAUGAUUUUAACAACUUCUAACAUUUGUGUAUUUGUAAUAUUCAUGUCACAACUACACUUAGUCCAAGUCACUUAAUUAAAAGGUAUUUAUUUAGAACAGAAAAUGUACAUGAAAGGUUCCACUUUACUAAAGCCUUUUCACAUAUUGCAGAUGUUUAGUACAGAAAUGUUCAAUCUUCCUUUACAAACCAUACUAUGCAUUGACUAACUAUCAGAGUUAUGUAUCACUAUAUUAUAAUUGGGGGCUAUUGUUAAUAUUUAUGAACAGCAAGAACCAUGUUUUGUUUAUAGAAUAUUUACAAUGUUAUAAUAACUAGAGAAAUUUGGGGUCCUUUUGUAAAGUUAAAAAUUAUGUAAUUAAAAUUCUGUCCUUGAUUAUAGAAAUUGCACUGCCCUUCAGAGCCCCUUCAGAGCAAAUGAGCAAGAGUUGCUGUUUAUGAUGCAAAAAUAUUUUUAAAAUAAUGUAGGUUGUCCACUGUCAUACUUAUUUUGUAUGCUCAUGAUUGUUAUAUAACCUUAUGUAAUGGCAUUUCAUAGUGGAAACAGUUGUGUAAUAAUUUUCCUAGAAAAGCUUUGAAAUAUUUAUUGCCAUCUUAAAUACACUGGGCUUCUUUGACUAGUAGCAUGAGUCCAUCUUCUCUUAUUUGUUUGUUGAAGAGGUGUGAACACAGCAUGGAAUGUGAACAUUUAAUGAAAAUAACUAUAUUCCUCAGAAUCAUUUUCCCUUGCUUGUACUCUGUCUAGGCUUUGAUCCAUUACAGAAUGGAAGGUGGUGUGGUGGACGAUUUAAUAGUAACCGAUUGACAGUAACAAUGGCUAAAAGUUAUGGUAACAGGUGUGGAGUGUGAAAGAAACAGAACAGCAACACAAAAUGAAUAAUUAUCCAGUAUAUUUAUUUGUUAUAUUCUUGAGUAGGGUGACAUACCUACCCAAAAUAAAAAUGUAAACAAAAAAAGACAGUCACUUCCCUAACUCUCUAAUUAUACAAUAAACCUAUACAAACAUUGGCAACCAA